UCAUCUCAGUGACGAUGAAAGAUGUGACAGCCUUGACCACAAUGCCAAAUAUCUUACUUAUUCACUAAUGAACCAGAAGACUAAUGAAAUUAUUGCAUUAUUCUCACAGAAUGGAAAAACUAGAGCAUACUAAAGCUCUUACUUACUUGAGUCAAAAUACUGCAUUAGAACAGAUAACAACAGAUAGGCAAAAAAAAAUAUGAAAGUAUAUAAGAGGAAAAAACCUGAUAUUUUUCAUCAAUUUAACAUACGGCACUUUUGCAAAAACAUAUAAGCAAAACUUGUAGCUACCAGCAAAAAUCUUCCUGCAACAUUAUCAAGAAAUGAAUAACAUCUAUUUGUAACCAUCUAUGGUAGGCAAGUGCUACUUGUAAUGAAGACGAGGAGCUUUUAAAAAAAUGAACAGGUGUUUUAUUUCAUAUCCAAAACAAGCACAAAUGGACAGGCAGUAAUAAGUUUACGAAAUGUGAGCACCCUCCUUUACCAAGAAAAAAAGCAAAAGCUAAAGAAUGAAUUAAAGCAAAGUCCGACGCAUUUCUAGCUGUGCAAACAAUAGUUUUAAAUAAACAACUUUUAGCGGACUUAAACCAUCUUACACGAUUUUCUCACACAGGUACAUUGGAAGUGUACCAUUCUUUGUACAAUAAAUGGGAACCAAAAAGUCAACAUCUUCCAUAUCUCGGAAUGAUCACUAGAACCCAGUUGGCAGUGCUAGAUUCUAAAGAAGGUAGCAACUUGGAGCAAGCAACUACAAGUGGAGGAGAAAAAAAUUAUAAAAAUAAUUUUUCCAAAAUCACUGGAACAUGGUCAUCAAAACCAAUUAAAGCUGAUAAAAACAAUUUAUAUUUGCACAGAAUGAUUUAACAGACCCUUGAAUGCGCUUCAAACAGAUUGACACUAGAGCUUCCAAAAGUGCCACAAAACCUGCCAAAAUACAUUGCUAAAACUCCCAAGCUGAACAAAAAGGAGCUGAUCACAAACCAGGUUUCCAGAUUUCAGAAAUAAAACUAUAUUUUCUUCUAGAUAUUUAUAUUUAUUUUACCAUAUGAGAUAUGUAAAGGUGACACAAAUCUCAAAUUUACAUGUUAGUCUUUCUUUCCUUCGAAGUAAAGCACGUAAUUAUUAUUAGGCUCUGGACACGUCGAUUUCCUUUUAUGCAGCAUAUUGCAUUGACCUUUUUUUUUCUUUCUAAGUGGGCUCCUUUUAAAUUGUGUAAUCCAACAGGAACAUUUUUUAAAACGUCUGCAUUUAACCAAAGUGUCUUAAAUUGGUCUAAUGUUGUUGCACAUAGUUGCUGUUCAAUUUUGUUUUGCAAAGCCCCAACUUCUUUGCAACGCAAACAAUCAAUAUCCCUUUGCUCUACCGUACAUUUUUCACAGGUGCACCACUCUUCCAGCUCUUGUCUUUUUUUCUGCUGAAAGUUUGCCAUUAUUGAAAUCUAAAAAUUCUUCCUCUGAGGCUGCCGACUCGAGGAAGAGAUAUCUAUUUCUGAUUCAAAAAGAUAGGGUUUUCAGGACUUCAUCAUUCAUUCCAUUUCUCCAACAUCUUCAUCUUCACUUUCUUGUUCAGAAAAUAUUUCAUCAUUAUUCUGAUUCAUUAAUCAAAUAUAUUCCGAGUCAGAUAUUUUUUAAGUAGUUUAAGUGUGUCUUGUUUUCUGUUUUUUUUUUAACUUUUUUCAGCACAUUUCUUUCUUAAACAUUAACACCUGUGCCUCAAUUAUGUCAGAAAAAAAGCUCAAAAAAUAGUUUAUGAAAUUGGUUAAGAUCAAUUGUUAUAAUUUAUUAAUUACUUUAGUAAAAAUGUUUUGAUUUCUUCACGUAAACAGAGUCAGUUACACAUGAAUUUUAUUAUAAGAGUUUUGUUGUUCUAAGAAUUUUAUUAACUGUUGUUAUUGUUAAUGUUCUUUCUAGUAUACAGAGCAUUUGUUUUUUUCAUCUGACUUUUAUAUACAGAAUGGACAAGCAAUUCUUAAAUAUCUUUCAAAAAAUUGGUACAAAUGAUUUGAGUAAAAAUGAUUUUAUAUUAUCGUGCUUUGAAGAAGUCAUGUCACCACAUUGGCCACAACCACAAUCAGAAUACCAUUGUCGCAUAUGUAAUUAUGAGGAAUUCGCAACAGAGGAGGCAUUGGAUACUCAUAUAACAUCAGCACAUCAUGUGAUUCUUGAAAAAAGUUACAGUCUAUCAUUCUGUUUGGCUUGCCAACUUCAUUGUGUUGACGCCAAAGGCAUAGCGGAGCACAGAAAACAACCCAAACAUAAGUUGCUUGACAAACUAUUUCAAGAUCUUAAAAGUGAAGCUUUAACAUAUUGGAAAGAGCAGCAACAACAACAGUUUCACAAUGUUGAAAUAGAGAAUGUUCAAAAAAUAACUUCUGUUUGUUCCAUCAAAAUUAAACAAAAUGACACUAUUGAUAAUCAGCCUACCAAAUCCCUUCACGUAUGCAAAAAAGAAAGUAAAAGUUCCAGGAUCAAUCCUAAAAGUAAAUUCAAAAAUACAACUACCGAAAGAACUGGUAAAGAGCUUCAAAUUGAGAAAGCAAACGUGAAAAAGCCAGUCCCAGCCAUAGUUUCUAUGAUAAACCAACAAAUUAAAGGAAAUAACAAGCAGGCCAAACCUGAGCAACUCCUGGCCAAACCUGAGCAACUCCUGGCCAAGCUAGAAGUUCAAAAAGAAAAAGCUAAAAAACUGGUUCCAAAAGUAGUCGCUGUUGUGAACCAGCAAAUUAAAGAAAGUGACAAGCUGGUUAAAUCUGAAAUUCAAAAAAUAGAAGCUAAGAAAUCAGUUUUAAAAGUAGUCUCUGCAAUAGACAAACAAAGUAAAGAAAAGAAACCAGGCAAGCCUGAAAAUAUAAAAGAUAAAGUGGAGAAAACAGUUCCAAAUGUCGUCUCUACAAUAAGCCAACAAAUUAAAAAGACAAGCAAGACCAGCAAGAUGAGCAGUGCUCCAAAAAGUGUGGAGGCUCAAACUCAAAGAAAAACAAAGCAAAAGUCAAGAAUGAAUUUAAUCUUUUAGGUCCCUAAUUCAAAAGCAUAAAGAUAAGUAUCCUCACCGGUACCAACCUUAUCCUAAGAGUAAUGCCAACAUCGAUUAUUAUGGUGAUUAUGGUUCUAACAACUAUUACCAAAGCUAUAUGCCAUAUA
Messenger RNA from Hydractinia symbiolongicarpus, 3140 nucleotides. RefSeq names its product triadin-like. Bases 1954 to 3012 code for a protein of 352 amino acids. NCBI's taxonomy places the organism in Eukaryota, Metazoa, Cnidaria, Hydrozoa, Anthoathecata, Hydractiniidae. The record is from RefSeq and is a predicted model, not a curated record. The transcript has 5 exons.